Messenger RNA from Aureobasidium subglaciale EXF-2481, 2159 nucleotides. RefSeq lists its product as uncharacterized. The transcript has 2 exons. NCBI's taxonomy places the organism in Eukaryota, Fungi, Ascomycota, Dothideomycetes, Dothideales, Saccotheciaceae. The record is from RefSeq and is a predicted model, not a curated record. Gene Ontology annotation, cellular component: membrane. Gene Ontology annotation, biological process: carbohydrate transport; transmembrane transport. The coding region runs from base 289 to 1920 and encodes 543 amino acids. Gene Ontology annotation, molecular function: carbohydrate:proton symporter activity.
UUUCCCGACAUGUUUCACGGUGGAUUCAACCUCUCGGCGGACUGGUUGCGAAAAUGACUGUGGGCCCUUAUGACCCACCAUCCACAUUCUCUCCGCAACGGCUGUUUUGUCCGUCAUCGAUGCUGCGUGUGCUGUGUUUGGGUGCUUGAGUUUUCCGAGUCGAUGUCGUAGAUAUAUAACUGGGUCCCUCCCCAUGGUAGGCCCUCCACAGCUCCGCAAGCAUUGCUUUUUAUCCCGGAUCCCUUUGAGACGAUCUGUUUUCGUGUACUGCUUGACAACACCGGAAAGAUGACUGUUUCAACAAACUCAGAAGGUGUUCCCACCUACUGGGGUACCUCUGGUAGAGGUCUCCAGAUGCUCAUUACCGCCGUCGCUACUACCGAUUUCCUGCUCUUUGGUUAUGAUCAGGGCGUCAUGUCUGGUAUCAUCGAAUCUGACGUUUUCCUCGAGGAGUUCCCUGAAGCUGGCUGGGGCAGUAACUGGCAAGGCUUCAUUGUCUCAAUCUACGCUGUCGGCUGUCUAUUCGGUGCUAUCUUCAUUCUCACGCUUGGCGACAAACUCGGUCGCCGCAAGUCUAUCUACAUUGGUGCUACGGUCAUGAUCAUCGGUGUCGUUAUUCAGGUUGCCUGUAUUGGCACGAGCUCAGGAAGUACCGCACAAUUCAUCAUUGGACGUUUCAUCACUGGUCUCGGAAACGGUAUCAACACAUCGACAAUCCCUACUUACCAAGCCGAGUGCUCCAAAGCCCACAACAGAGGCAAGGUCAUCUGCAUUGAGGGUGGCAACGUCGCUAUCGGCACGCUCAUCGCUUACUGGAUCGACUACGGAUGCAGCUAUGGUCCUAAGGACCUCGUAUGGCGCUUCCCUAUCGCUUUCCAGUGUGUGUUCGCCCUGAUCGUCCUCGGCCUUACUACAAGACUUCCCGAAUCUCCCAGAUGGUUACUCUCGCACGAUCGACAAGAUGAAGCUGCGGUCGUCCUAGCAUCGCUGCAAGGUAAGCCUGUCGAUGAUGCCGACGUCAAGCUUGAGAGCGGUAUCAUCCUCGACUCCAUCAAGGCUGCUGGCGGCUUCGGCGAGUCCACUCCUUUCUCCGCCCUUCUCACUGGUGGCAAGACCCAGCAUCUUCGUCGCAUGUUGCUCGGUGCCGGUUCCCAAUUCAUGCAGCAACUCUCUGGUUGCAACGCUGUCAUCUACUACUUCCCUGUUCUGUUCCGCGACUCCAUUGGUACAUCGAAGAACUUGUCGCUUUUGCUCGGUGGAAUCAACAUGGUUGUCUACUCUAUCUUCGCCACAACCUCCUGGUUCCUCGUUGAGCGUGUUGGGCGCCGCAAGCUUUUCCUUUACGGCACUGUCGGUCAAUGUCUGUCCAUGGUCUUGGUCUUCGCUUGUCUGAUCCCUGGUGAUGCCCAAUCUGCCAAGGGUGCUGCUGUUGGUCUCUUCACCUACAUCGCAUUCUUCGGUGCCACCUGGUUGCCUCUGCCCUGGUUGUACCCCGCCGAGAUCAACCCUCUCAAGACUCGUGCAAAGGCCAACGCUACCUCCACCGUUUCCAACUGGGCAUGGAACUUCUUCAUUGUCAUGAUCACCCCCGUUCUCAUCGAAAGCAUUGGUUGGGGUACUUACCUCUUCUUCGCUGCCCUCAACGCCCUCUUCUUCCCCGUCAUCUACUUCUUCUACCCUGAGACCAGCGGACGUUCUCUCGAAGAGAUUGAUCUCAUCUUUGCCAAGGGUUACCUCGAGAAGAUGUCCUACGUUACCGCCGCCAAGGAGCUUCCUCACCUUACCGGUCCCGAGAUCGAUGCAAAGGCCCGCGAGUACGGCUUCCAGUCUUCCGACGACGAGGCUGGCCAGCUCAAGGACGCUCGCUUCGGCGAGAAGGAGGACGAGAUGGCUUACAACGGCGGUGGCCAGAUGGCCUAAGCAGAUCGAGAGGCACCUACGACUCUCCUUCUCCACUUUUUAAUGACCCUUGUGUGUUUUUAACGACCACUAGAUGCGCAACAUAGAGAAGCCUGGCAGCUUCUGCUUUUGGUUUGUUUGUGCAAAACCCAUAGAGAUACCACUUUUUGCCUUUUUUUACAUUUGUUUAUUAGAGAUAGACUCUUACAUAUGAUACCACGCACAGAAUGCAUAGAACUGCUAUUUUACCAUCAUCUUUC